Penicillium olsonii is the source of this 519-nucleotide messenger RNA. Lineage: Eukaryota; Fungi; Ascomycota; Eurotiomycetes; Eurotiales; Aspergillaceae. The record is from the annotation of a GenBank genome assembly.
AUGGUCUCUGGCGCCGGCCGCUCCGGUUGCUCCACGACAGCUGCGCCCUCUCGUACAUACUCUUAUACACACUCCGUACUCCAUACUUUGUGCUACAUAGAAAACUCGUGUAUUUCUGCCCACCUGGGCACUUCCUAUAUUUUCCCUGUUUGUUGUCCAGGCUACAUCAUCGUUAUCGCCUAUCGUGAUCUUACUAAGUCCCAGCGGACUCCGACCUCCGACCUGUGCCUACCUACUCACAUUGACCUCUCCCACACACACACACUCCAUCCCAUCAUGUCGAACGCAACUCAAAACAAAGAGCCCACAGAGCAACCCCCUACCAAGCCCCAAGUGCUGGAGGAAGACGACGAAUUCGAGGACUUCCCCAUUGAAGACUGGCCCCAAGAAGAAGCCGAGCAGACCACCGGAUCGGCAGCAAAUGGCGGAAGCGAACACCUGUGGGAGGAGAGCUGGGAUGAUGAUGAUGCCGCAGAGGACUUCUCCAAGCAGCUCCAGUGCGUACCUUCGCGUCUUUGA